Condylura cristata (star-nosed mole) is the source of this 289-nucleotide messenger RNA. RefSeq names its product protein S100-A7-like. NCBI's taxonomy places the organism in Eukaryota, Metazoa, Chordata, Mammalia, Eulipotyphla, Talpidae. The transcript is spliced from 2 exons. The annotation marks the transcript as partial. Gene Ontology annotation, cellular component: cytoplasm. Gene Ontology annotation, molecular function: calcium ion binding; transition metal ion binding. The record is from RefSeq and is a predicted model, not a curated record.
GACCUGUUUCACAAACACAGUGGACAGAAGGACACGAUCGACAAGCCAGGCCUGAUCAAGCUGCUCAAGGAGAAUUUCCCCAGCCUCCUGGCCGCCUGUGACAAAAAGGGCACAAACUAUCUGGCCAAUGUCUUCGAGAAGAAGGACCAGAACAACGACGGCCAGAUCGACUUCUCUGAGUUCCUCUCCUUGCUGGGGGACAUAGCCUCCGACUACCACAGGCAGAGCCAUGGAGCCCCGCCCUGCUCCGGGGGAAACCAGGGACACCCUUAAACACAAUAAAGUGUCU